CCGCAAGUAGGGCGGGCCGGAACUUUUGUCAGCCGGAACCGGUGUACGCCGCUCAGUGUUGUCGACCGGCGUCAAGGCGACGAGGGUGCUGUUCUCUUCCUCUGGCUGCGGUGGCUGUGGAGUUCAGCCCAGCCAGUCUGGUGGAGGAGCACAGUCUCCCGGACUGUCUAUGGUCGCUCCGCGGGCCGCUUUGCCGGCUGGUGCUUUUGUAUCAGGGCAAGCAGUAUUAUUCCAUGGCAGGGAACUUCUGGCAGAGCUCCCACUAUUUGCAGUGGAUUUUGGAUAAACAAGAUCUGUUGAAAGAACGCCAAAAGGACCUAAAGUUUCUCUCAGAAGAGGAGUAUUGGAAAUUACAAAUAUUUUUUACAAAUGUUAUCCAAGCAUUAGGUGAACAUCUUAAAUUAAGACAACAAGUUAUUGCUACUGCUACGGUCUAUUUCAAGAGAUUCUAUGCUAGGUAUUCUCUGAAAAGUAUAGAUCCUGUAUUAAUGGCGCCUACAUGUGUGUUUCUGGCAUCCAAAGUAGAGGAAUUUGGUGUUGUCUCAAAUACGAGAUUGAUUGCUGCUACUACUUCUGUAUUAAAAACUAGAUUUUCAUAUGCUUUUCCAAAGGAAUUUCCUUACAGGAUGAAUCAUAUACUAGAGUGUGAAUUUUACCUCUUAGAAUUAAUGGACUGUUGCUUGAUAGUGUAUCAUCCUUAUAGACCUUUGCUCCAGUAUGUGCAGGACAUGGGCCAAGAAGACGUGCUGCUUCCCCUUGCAUGGAGGAUAGUGAAUGAUACCUACAGGACGGAUCUUUGUCUGCUGUAUCCUCCUUUCAUGAUCGCUUUAGCUUGCCUCCAUGUAGCCUGUGUCGUACAACAGAAAGAUGCUCGACAGUGGUUUGCAGAACUUUCUGUGGAUAUGGAGAAGAUUUUGGAAAUAAUCAGGGUUAUUUUAAAACUAUAUGAGCAGUGGAAGAAUUUUGAUGAGAGAAAAGAGAUGGCAACUAUUCUUAGUAAGAUGCCGAAACCAAAACCACCUCCAAACAGUGAAGGUGAGCAGGGUCCAAAUGGAAGUCAGAACUCUAGCUACAGCCAAUCUUAAAACACCCUGAAGAAUCCCGUAGUGGACCACUUGGAAGUAAAGCAUUGGACAGUUUGAGUAAUGUCUUCAUUGGAAGCAGAUGCAAACGAAUAGCUUGUUUCUGUCAAGCAUAUUGGGAAUUGACUUAAUUUUCACAAAAUAAGGUUUUUUCCUAACUUGAUUUAGUGUAUAAUUUAUUAACUCUUAAUUACAAAAUUUAGUAAGGCUCUAAAGGGACCUAUAGCCAUACAUAGACAUUUCAGGGUUAACCUCUCUCUUACAUACACAUAUGUAUAUAGACACAUACUAAUACUGGUUUUUGGUUAGGUAAUUGAAGGGUUUUUUAAUUAAUAAUAAUAACUUUUUUUAUUAAGUCAGGAAACAUGAAAUGUCAUUUGUUCAAAUUUUUCUUUCAGCAUUGAGGGACCAAAAGAGGACAUAAAAAGUCAAUAAAACUACCCCAGCCCAGUUAAAUUUUAAAACUGGAUUUAAGAAAUUAAAUCUUAGAAAAUCCUUAGAAGGUUUUAGAAAUGAUAAUUACAAUUUGAGGGAGAUUAAUCAAGAACUUACUGAUUUUAAAAUAGAUUGUAUUUAAUACUUUUUGUAUCAUUACAGAAGAUACUGGCCCAGCCUAUCAAAAAAGUGCAAUAUAUAUAUAGCAUACUUUGACAUUUUAAAGGUUGUAUUGACUUACUAGCUGUUUUGAAAGCCUAAAAGAAAAGGUUAUUUGCAACUAAUUUAUAGUUAAAUUAGUUUAACUUGAUUAAACACUUAAGGUAAAAUUUGGUGAAAUUUUAAUGUUUAAUCUGUCCUGAAAAAUUUUUUUUUUGUCCUGAAAAUUUUUUAUGAGACAUAUACACCCAGUUUAAUUUUAUGUUUUAUUGUGAACUAACAUAUGUACAGCAAGUAUUCUAAAGCAGGAAGGAACCUAGUCAGGUUCUAGACAGUGGGAUUCUUCAUUCUCAUGGGUGUGACUGCAGAAUCAACGCUACAUUUGUGGGACUUCAUCAAUUAAUCAAUUUUCUUCAGACUCAAAGGAAGAAGAAUAAAGCUUGGAAUAAUGAGAUAUUAUUGUGUAGUUUUGCACUUUUUAAAAAAUAAAUCAUGAAAAAAAUUACUAAGUGUUGACUUCCUGGUUAAAAUUGGAAGAAUAAAAGUUAAAUUUUUCAGGUAUAUUAACUAAUGUCUUGAGUUCCUGUUGCUAAGUUUGACUUAGGUUUUCUGAGAAUCUUUUUGAGUGUUAAAUUAGAACCCUAAACUCUGUAAAGAGGUGAUUUUUGUAUAGUUUAUGAAUAGAUUGUAAGGAAGGUUCUGCUUCCUAUGGAGAAUAUCAGAUGCAGAUGGGCUGAAAAGGAGACUUUACGUUGGUACAAAUACGAAUUCUCCUAAGGCCGUAUCAGGCUAAGUAACAAACAAGCAAAGGAACAAACAGGCUCUCCCCGAACUCCGCUUGGAUGCUUGGUGAUUGAUUGCUUAUCACAGCUGUUAACUAUAGUUUUAUCUUCAAGCUUUUUUAAAAUCCAGUUUCUUUUUUCAGAUUUAUUUUUUUGCUUUAUAGUUUUCUUUGCAAAUGCUAUUGUGGAUGAUUAAGACUUUGCAAAAGGAGACAAAGCCGUGAAAUAGAUCUCCAUGUGUGUAUGCUCCAGCCUCAGCUAUUACUGAUUCAUAGCCAGUUUCACCUUAUGUAAACUUCCACACCAGUCUCCAGCUCAUACAUUAUCUUGAAGAAAAUUCUAGAUAUAUCAUUUUAUCCAUAAAUAAUUUCAUACUGCUAAUAGGUGAAAUAAUUAUUUAGUAUUAUAUUAAAAUUCUCAAUUCCCUGAACAUUGCAGAACAUUCUGUAUUCAUUUAUAAAUCCUUUUAGGUUUAGAUUCAUGGAUUAUUCCUCCAUGCUAUAAAAAACAUUCCCUGUUUUCAUUUCUUCAUGUAUUAAGUUUCCCAUAGCCUAAGUUUUACUGUGAGCAUCUUUAGCAUGCCAUUUAGUGAGGAUUUUUCUCCUUUGUAUUUCUGUAAAUUGAUAAUUGAAUAUGAAGGUUGAUCACACUGAGAUUCUUUUUGUUUUGGCUAGGCUACUGUAGGGUGGCCAUCUCUUGCAUUAGUCAACAUAGUGGCUGUUGCUGUCCCCAUUUAUGACAAGUACUGUUUCAGAACCAGUCAGUCUUAGGCACACUGUCCAGUCUCAUAGCCACCAGCCACUUAGGGCUGAACAGUUACUAUGUGGCUUGUCUGAAUGCAGAUAUGCUGUAAAUGUGCAAACAUGUUGGGUUUCAGGUACUUAUUAAUAUAAAACAAAAUAAUGUUAAAAAUCUCAAUUUGUUUAUAACCAUUAUGUGUUUUAAAUGAUAAUAUUUUGGAUACAUAGAAUUAAAUAAAACAUUAUUAAAAUUU
Molecule: messenger RNA, 3452 nt
Organism: Mus caroli (Ryukyu mouse)
Lineage: Eukaryota; Metazoa; Chordata; Mammalia; Rodentia; Muridae
Gene: Ccnc
Product: cyclin C
Biological process (GO): regulation of transcription by RNA polymerase II
Molecular function (GO): cyclin-dependent protein serine/threonine kinase regulator activity
Source: RefSeq, a predicted model, not a curated record